UUCUGUUGGAAAAUGAUUUCUACAUUAUUUUCUUUCUCCCUAUGUCUAAGAAAUGAUGCAUCCGAUUUUGCUUUUCAAAAUUAACCUUCAAUUCUCCUUGUAGUUUUAAAAUGAAUGCUGUCUUACUAGGCGUAUCAAUGUGUAUCUUGCCUUCUUCUUUUCGGUUUUGCACAUUUAGUGAAAAUUCACGAGGGAAUGGCGCUAUUUUACAAGAUGUAUCAUUUGCUUUAGAGUGUUUAUUUCGAAGAUGUAAGUGAACUGAAUUAAGAAACAAGCUGAAUCUUGUCAUCAUUAUCAACGAAUAUUUGCCUGAAGAAAAUAUGUUGAAUUGACACAGUGCAAGAUUGCUGACUAUACAUUUCCUUUUGCAAGUCUACGCAUGAUGCAGCAGUAAAGUCAACAUGGAAAUAGGAAACAGAGUUGUAAAGAAAGGUGGUUUCAAGUUCAAACGUUCAAAAGGCCUGUCUCUAAACAAGCCGCCACCAGCCGUGCCUCCAUCAGAUAACUGUGGAAUACAGAUUAUUGGAGAGACUAAGCCACCACCUAAAGUACAGAAGAAUGGAGGGAGCAGUCAAAUGUCCAUCAUGUCCUUUGCCCACAAAGCCAAGCCAGUGGCAACAGUUAAUCCUCACAGUGUUCCCUGCAUCCCUUCGUCUUCUAGGUCCCCUCCAAGAAACACCUCCAAGAGGAAGAGAGAGGUGCCAGCUCAGCCUGCACUGGGGAUGUUUGUGGCCAGCGUCGACGGGGAAGAUGACCUUGAUGACUUCUCCAUGCCAUCUAUAAACCAUGUUUCCCCUCGUGCCACCAAAACUAUACAAGACAACAGGCCUAAGACCUGCACCCCUACCCCCAGGGCUUCUGCAGCGGGGAGGAAGCUACCCCAACCUGGCAACUGCAGCCCCAACCUGGAUGAGUCUUCCUUCUCAAACUCUCUCAUGGAAGACUUGUUUAAGGACUCUGAAGAUGAAGAUGAGCUGCCGCAGCAGAUCAGUAAGCGUGCCCGCCACACCCCGAUCAUCAUGAGUGACAGUGAAGAUGAGGAACAGAAAGUUAUGCAGCCUGUGCCAAAGACGAAAGGAACUGCAGACAGGAAGUUCAGUUUUCAUGCUGCUCAAGGCCCUGCCAGGAGCUCUCACCAAGCUCCUUGCACAGAUCGAAGCUCAAGCUCUGUGAAGAUGGCAAAUCUCGACAUCACACCUAUUAAAACUGAAUCUCAAAGUACUACAAACAGUAUGCAACAGAAAAUCUCCCCAGACAACCUGGACUACAAGCAGCUGGUCAGUGUCAUGGACGAGGUCUGCGACAUCAUCAGCAAAGUCAGCUCAGCCGACCUCAUGGACAUCGUCUCUCAUGACUAUGACAGACUACAGAAACUUCUGUAUCUCAGGAAACAACUCAAAGAACGCCUGGGCCCACAGUCUACUUCAAGUGCAGGACGACGUGAUAGUGACAGCAUUGCUGGUAGAUCUUUCAAAAAUGACACCCUUAAUUCAGAAAGCAGGACGUUAUUCUCGCCGCAACCGUCUUCCUCCCGACUUUGUACCACCUUCAAGACACCAGACAUCAGUCACAGCUUGGUGAAGACACCGCUCCCUGUGACAAGCACUGCCAUCAAGAAAACGACUGCCACAAAAAUGCAGCUAGGAUCAGACUCGCCAAUCCCUUGUGGGGAUAGCUUCUUUGAGGAUGAUGUCGAACUUACACAGUCAAAAAUGAGCUAUAUGAAAGGGUUCAGGAAAUCGUUAACAAGUCCAAAGAAUUCCCCUACCCAGAACACUUCUGACAAAUAUAAUUCAAUAAGCCAGAGAAAUUCCCUGGGUGGUUCAGUGACCUAUGGUGCAUACUCAGAGUCAUUUCAAAGACAGGAACCUCGAGACCCUUUCUCUGUGAGCAACAGUGUGAAUAUGUCUUCCUUCCAAGGUGAACGCACGUCAGUGAUGGACGACAGUGCCGGCUUCUUCAAUGAUACAUCCAAACAUGGAGGCAACUACACGUUUGAGUACAGCCUCCAAGAAGGGCCUGCCGUCGGCAAAAUGAAGCCUUCUAAGCAGUCGACGGUGCCAUCUCCCGCCAAUAACAGCGCCAUCUUUGAUGAUGAUUUUCCUGAUGAUCUGUAUAACAUUGAAGAUUUUCAGGACAUGCAGACAUCUCAGGAUAAUUACAAUCGCAGCAACAGUCAAGCACCUCCAUUUUCGUCGUCUGUGUCAGCACAUACAGCCGAGUCCAGGUCAACAUCUUCAUUCUCGUCAUCACGCCAGGAACGUUCUCAGCAACCCGAUUUGUCAUCAGUUGAGGAUGUCUACCAGCCCAUGUUUGCUGGUACUGACAAGGACGAUGGCGCCAGCGGGAUGUUUGACGGCCAUGUGUUCCCCCACAGCAAGGAGCUGAUCAAGGUGUUCAAGCAGGUGUUUGGUCUCCGGGAGUUCCGACACAACCAGCUCCAGGCCAUUAAUGCCUCCCUGCUGGGGCUGGAUACAUUCAUUCUCAUGCCUACAGGUGGUGGAAAGAGUUUGUGCUAUCAGCUUCCAGCUCUAGUCACAAACGGGGUGUCUGUAGUUAUCUCCCCUUUGAGAGCUCUCAUCCAGGAUCAGGUUCAGAGACUCAUAUCUCUAGAUAUCCCAGCGGCCCACUUGUCAAGUGACAUUGACCAGGCUCAGGCCCAGAAUGUCUACCACCAGCUGUCUAAGAGAGAGCCAGGCAUCAAACUACUCUAUGUCACUCCAGAGAAGCUCUCUGCCAGCGCCAAGCUCCUGGAAUCUCUCCGCCACCUGUAUGAUCGCAAGUUGCUGGACAGGUUCAUCAUCGAUGAGGCUCAUUGUGUCAGCCAGUGGGGCCAUGACUUCCGUCCUGACUACAAGAAGUUGAACAUAUUGAGAGACAAGUUUGGAGGUGUCCCCAUGAUGGCGCUGACAGCCACUGCAACACCCCGGGUGAGGAAGGACAUUCUACACCAGCUGGGCAUGAAGGAUCCAAAAUGGUUCAUGCAGAGCUUCAACAGACCCAACCUGAAGUACCUUGUGUUGAAUAAACGUCCCAAGUCUACCACACCUGAUGUGAUCAAGUUCAUCAAGGACAAGUACCCAAGGGACUACGGCAUUGUCUACUGCCUCUCCCGGAAUGAGUGUGACAAUGUCGCCAAGGACCUGCAGAAGGCUGGGGUGGAUGCUGUGUCCUACCACGCAGGGCUGGCCGACACACAGAGGGUCACCAUACAGGACAAGUGGCUGUACGGGGAAAGGUGCAAGGUGAUUUGCGCCACGAUAGCAUUUGGUAUGGGUAUUGACAAGCCUGACGUUCGGUUUGUGAUCCACUACUCCCUGCCUAAGUCUGUGGAGGGAUAUUACCAGGAGGCGGGGCGGGCCGGCCGAGAUGGGCUGCUGUCAGAGUGUGUCCUCUUCUACUCCUACCAAGAUGUCAAGAGACUCAGGCGCAUGGUGGAAAUGGACCAGAAUGCGACGUAUGCAUCGAAGCGAGUCCACAUCGACAACCUGUAUCGUAUGGUCCAGUAUGCAGAGAACGUGGCUGACUGUCGCCGGGCACAAGUUCUCCAAUACUUCGGCGAGCAUCACUUUGACCGAGACCGAUGUAACGAGUUCCGGGGUUCUGUUUGUGACAACUGUGAUUCAAAGGAUAAGUUCCAGCUGCGGGAUGUGACAGAAGAUGCCAAGGCUGUUGUCAAAUGUGUCGGGGAGCUCACAUCUGGCAGGAGAAACUUCACAAUGCUGCAUUUUGUGGAAGUUUUCAAAGGAUCGAAGAACACAAAGAUUCAGGAAACCGGCCACGACCGACACCCCCUCCAUGGGCGGGGCAGUGCGUACUCCCGUCAGGAUGCAGAGCGGCUGUUCCGGAAGCUGGUGAUUGACUGCAUCCUGAUGGAGGAUCUCCAGAUCACGGCCAUGGAGCAUGCGGUCUGCUACAUCAAGCAGGGCAAGAGGAGUGCCGAACUCAUGCAGGGCAAGAUCAAGGUGGAGCUUGCAGUGCAUGGCAGCAAGAGCAGGACGGAGGUGGCAAAGAUUGGCCAGGAGGCCCAGAGUGACUAUGACAAGUUGCUGGAUGAAUGCUACAAGGAACUGCUGGCCAUGGCUAAGACAAUAGCGAGAGAGCACAACAUCAAGAAUUACACUUCUGUGUUCACAAACCAAAUCCUGUGGCAGUUGGCUGACAAGCGACCUUUAACCCUGGAGGAGAUGAAGAGUAGUGAGAUUGAUGGCCUGACAAACUACAGGAUUUCAGCCUAUGGUGCCGAGAGAUUCCUCGACAUUACAACCAAGUACUGCUGCAUGUUUUCCACUCUUGAGGACGACCGGCGAUGCAGUAGUCAGAAGGAUGAAGGCAGCGAGGAGGCGAUGGAUGAAUGGACAUCACAUUACUUUGAGGAGUCCCAAAGUAAUCGCGGUCGCGGAGGCGGGAGACGAGGUGGAUCAGGAUGGAGGGGCAAGAAAAAUUAUCGUGGUAAAAAGGCCAAAAGAGGUUCAACACGAGGCAAGAGCUCUGGGAAAAAGAGCAACAGCUCCUUCAAUCAGUACAGCUACACUAAGGGGAAGAAAGCUGCUGCAUCCUCAAGAACCACACCACCAGCCAGAUCUGCCAGCUCCAGCUUCAGCGGCCUCGGGAUGAUGCCUGCCCCACAACCACGCACAUUCCUCGCGUCCAACAUGUUCCUCAUCAAGAAAAAGUGACAUCUGCUGCGCUCUAGCAGUCUGUGUGGACAUGCUCUUAACAUUGUCAUGGGUUUGAAGAAAUCCUGCCCUGAUUAUGAAACUUGGACUGUCAGCACUAUAUCCCUGCUCGUCAGUCUCACCAAGGAUGUAAAUUAUGUACAUUACCUGCAUCACCUUGUGAGAUAACUUAAAUACUGUUCAAAGCAACGUAAACUAACGCAGUCACUCAAUGACAUUGUACAGUAUUUUUCUCGAGUCUAGCUCAGUGGAGAAUGUAUAACGGACGUGCCUUGAAAGGAUUUUUCAAGACAAAGAUAAGUUUGUUGUAUCAACUCUGCUAUUGGAUUAUGUGAUGUAUUUUAUGUACCCUUGUAAAUAUUUGUAACUGCAUUUAACAGUUACUUGCAAAUAUUGUGUGUGGAUUUAUUUCUUAUUGUACAAAAAUAAUUUAUUUAUCAGAUUAUUCAAAAGCGAGAUAGUACUGGCUACUUCAAUUUUCAACCAUGGCCAGAGUUACUCUUAGUAAUUUUUUAUGAAAUCCUCAAUCAUAACUGAUAAUUCUAAAUAAAAUUUUAAACACUAAGGUCACAAGUUUGCAUUUAUCUGUAAAUAAUUUUACAUAAAGUACUGGCUAAAACAAUUGGUCAACAUUUUUUGCAGGAAGCUGCUGAAUUGUGGUCAUCAUAAAAAAUAUGUUAAUAUUUCUAAUUUUAUUUUUAAAAAUAUAGAUUAUCAGUAAGCUUGUAAUGGGAUUAUUCCAUGGCCCAUGGUGUUUACAAAAAAAUAAUUCUUUUUGGUUUCUUUUGAUAUUUGAAAAUAUUUCUAUUCCAAGCAAUAAUAAAGUUACCUGUGUCAGCGUGUGGGAGGGACAGGAAUGUUUUGCAAUAUGUAAUAGCUAUAAAUUAUAAUGAGGGUUAUUGAAUUACCGGUUCAAAUGUAAUUUCCUUAGACUUGUAUAUACAGGUAGUGUACAAAAAUAUGGGCAUUAGGUUCUUGUCAGGGAAACUGUGAAUUGAUUAAAAAAAUAAUGUUUAGCCAUAA
Haliotis rufescens (red abalone) is the source of this 5702-nucleotide messenger RNA. RefSeq names its product Bloom syndrome protein homolog. Gene Ontology annotation, molecular function: nucleic acid binding; four-way junction helicase activity; 3'-5' DNA helicase activity. Bases 402 to 4679 code for a protein of 1425 amino acids. Gene Ontology annotation, biological process: DNA replication; double-strand break repair via homologous recombination. Gene Ontology annotation, cellular component: chromosome; cytoplasm; nucleus. Lineage: Eukaryota; Metazoa; Mollusca; Gastropoda; Lepetellida; Haliotidae. The transcript has 28 exons. The record is from RefSeq and is a predicted model, not a curated record.